Molecule: messenger RNA, 447 nt
Organism: Paramuricea clavata
Lineage: Eukaryota; Metazoa; Cnidaria; Anthozoa; Malacalcyonacea; Plexauridae
Source: the annotation of a GenBank genome assembly
AUGGCACAUAAGGCUGAGAUCACUUUGCGCGGUUAUAAACUUCUCGAUCAUCCCCGUACUGAGAGAAGCGGAGGUGGAACAGCUUUGUUAUUUAGGGACAAUAUUACUGAACACAAAGUCGACGGCGGCGAACGCAGGUCAUUUGAGUUUUCCGAAUGGAUACUACAAUAUCGCUCCUGUAAACUGAGAACUAUUAUCGUUUACCGUCCUCCCUAUUCUGCUGCACAUCCUGUUGUCACAAGUGUAUUUUUCGAUGAAUUCUCCACAUAUUUGGAAUCUGUAAUCAUGUCCUCCGAACCUUUGUUAAUCGUUGGAGAUUUUAAUAUCCAUGUCGAUAUCUCACGUGAUCCCAACGCUAUUCGAUUUCUUGAUCUGUUGUCUUCUAUGAGCCUUGAUCAACAUGUUGACCAGUCUAUACUCACACAUCAGGACACACCCUUGAUCUGA